AUGUCCGCAAGAAUUGUAACUUCAUCCAUUACUACAACUACUCAAGCUUCAAUACAAAUUAUCACCAAUGAAAUGACCUAUUAUGGACCAAUCUUUCUUUUAGUGAUUGGUAUUAUUGGUUGUCUAUGUAAUUUUAUUACAUUUACAGCACCACAAUUACGUAAGAAUUCAUGUGCUUUUUAUUUUCUUAUGUCAACUGUAUUCGAAUUAUUAUCUAUUACUUUUGGACCUAUUUCUCGACUUGUUGCUGAUCAUUUUGGUAGCAAAUUAAUUCAUACAAGUCGUGUCUAUUGUAAAUCUCGUGCUUAUUUAGUUUCAGUACUUCCAUUAAUAGCUACUUAUUUGGUAUUAUUAUCAUCAAUCGAUCGAUUUUUAUCAUCAUCAGUUAGUGCUCGUCUUCGUUCAUUCAGUCAAAUGAAAAUAGCUUAUCGUGCAACUAUAGGAGCUAUUACAAUAGGUUUUCUAUCAUGUAUUCAUAUUCUAGUUGGAUAUAAUCUUCGACCACGAUGCAAUGCUUUAGCUGGUAGUUUUGCAAUGUUUGAUGGUAUGUUUGUAGUGUUUUGGCUUGGUGUUAUUCCUCAUUUAUUGAUGUUGACUUUUGGUUUUCUUACUUAUAUGAAUAUUCGACGAACAAAAAAACGCGUGGCAGUUAAACAACCACAAAAUACAGUUGCUCUAACUCAACAACAACGACGUCAACAAAAAACUGAUGCACAAUUAAUCGUGGUGAGUAAUAGAUCAAAAAGCAAAAAACAAACUUUGAUAUAA
Molecule: messenger RNA, 768 nt
Organism: Rotaria sp. Silwood2
Lineage: Eukaryota; Metazoa; Rotifera; Eurotatoria; Philodinida; Philodinidae
Source: the annotation of a GenBank genome assembly